AUGGCUGUGUUUUGGAUAACAGAAGCCCUGCCGAUAGCGGUGACAUCACUAUUACCAAUCAUUCUCUUUCCUAUGACUGGACUGCUGUAUGCAAAAGAUGUAUCUAGUACAUACCUUAAUGAUACAGCGGCUUUGUUUCUUGGAGGUCUAAUUGUGGCAGCCGCCAUUGAACACUGGAACAUACACAAACGUCUUGCACUUAGAGUCCUUAUGCUUGUUGGGUCAGAGCCAAGAUGGUUAAUGUUUGGUAUGAUGUUACCCACGUGGUUCCUGUCGAUGUGGAUCAGUAACACAGCUACUACGGCCAUGAUGAUUCCCAUAGCUAACGCUGUCCUGGUCCAAAUGAAGGAAACAAGAGAAGCAGAGAAACAGGACGAGGCCACAGCUGUUGAUCAGGAUGAGGUUGACUUUGAACUGAAAGUUGUACAGAAUGGCAUUAAACAUAGUUCCAAUGGCAACCUAGCCAAUGACCAAGAAAAUCAGUUAAGAGAAAAUGCCAAGAAACGAGCUGAUGAAGAAAAAAAUGAAAAUGCAGAGUACUCACGUGUAUGUAAGGCACUGUCGUUAGGAAUUGCUUAUUCUGCUAACUGUGGGGGCGUGGCCAGUCUUACCGGAACUGGUCCGAACAUCGUCAUGAAGGGAGCUGCAGACACAGCUUUCGAAGAGAAAAAUGUUCCAUCCCCUGUUACCUUUACAACAUGGAUGCAGUACUGUUUACCAAUAUCCGCCAUACUGGUGAUCUUUGUCUGGGCAUGGCUCCAGGUUCUGUUUCUCCAUUGCAAAACUUUCAAUAGAAAAUCCCCAGAACAAUCAAAGAAAGUGAAAAAUGUUAUAAGAAGAGAAUACGAAGAUUUGGGACCAAUUACGUUCGGACAAAGAGCAGUUAUUGUUCACUUUGUUCUGCUGGCACUAUUGUGGGUCACCAGAGAUCUAGGGGGAGUAGGAGGAUGGGGAGAUUUAUUUCCAAAAAAAACAGUAACAGACUCCACACCGGCUAUUCUUGUCGCCGUCAGUCUAUUUCUAUUCCCCUCUGUUUUGCCCCACAAUUUCAAAGAGAAGGGAAAACCUUUACCUCCUCUUCUUUCAUGGAAGGCAGCGGAGAAAAAAGUUCCAUGGGGAAUAGUUUUGUUGCUUGGAGGAGGUUUUGCUAUCGCAAAAGGGAGCCAGGAAUCUGGAUUAUCGAAAUUGAUAGGAGAACAAUUAACAGUAUUUAAGGAUUUUGAACCUUGGGUGAUGAACCUUGUUUUAUGUUUAAUGGUAGCCGCCGCUACAGAAGUAACAAGUAACGUUGCUAUAUGUACCCUGAUGAUGCCAAUAAUGAAAGAACUGGCUGUCACUCUUGAAGUAAAUCCACUAUACUUCAUGUUCCCGACGGCCAUUGCUACAUCAUUUGCCUUUAUGCUUCCGGUUGCCACCCCACCUAACGCAGUUGUUUUUUCUUACGGAUUUGUCAAGGUUUUAGACAUGGUAAUAGCUGGAUUUCCAUUAAAUAUUAUUGCUGUUCUGGUAUUGGUUCUCGGAACGGAAACAUGGGGAGAAGCAAUAUUUGGAUUUCACACGCUUCCUGAUGCCUUCAAAACAAAAAAUGAUAGUACAACGUUUGUAAAUUUCACAACAGCCUUUGUAAACACUUCUACAUUACUGACAACAAUUGUUCCGCUCAAUGGAACUACGUUUUAGAUGUUUUAAAUUUUUAAAGGAAUUUGUUAUCAUAAAAUUUUAUUGUAGUUAUAUUUUAAAAGUACGUUAA
Messenger RNA from Saccostrea echinata, 1750 nucleotides. Its product is annotated as solute carrier family 13 member 2-like. The transcript has 13 exons. Lineage: Eukaryota; Metazoa; Mollusca; Bivalvia; Ostreida; Ostreidae. Gene Ontology annotation, molecular function: transmembrane transporter activity. The coding region runs from base 1 to 1680 and encodes 559 amino acids. Gene Ontology annotation, cellular component: membrane. Gene Ontology annotation, biological process: monoatomic anion transmembrane transport. The record is from RefSeq and is a predicted model, not a curated record.